GUCAAAAUGGCGGACUCAAAGGGCUCCAAACCGCCCCAACUCCAUCUCACGGCUUUCAUGCGGCCAGCGAACCUGCACACUGGUGCAUGGCGGUAUCCGGGAGCGUACCCAGAUGCCAAUUUCAACUUUGAUCACAUCAAAUCAUUCAUUCAAAAACUUGAAGCUGCGAAAUUCGAUGCUUUCUUCAUGGCGGAUCACUUGGCGGUCCUCAACAUGCCAGUCGAGGCGCUAAAGCGAAGCCACACAGUAACCUCUUUCGAACCAUUCACACUGCUCUCUGCAUUGUCAGUUGUGACAGAGAAAAUCGGUUUGGCAGCAACGGCAUCAACGACAUACGACGAACCAUAUCAUAUCGCUCGUCGCUUUGCAUCUCUGGAUCAUCUCAGCAACGGUCGUGCUGCAUGGAAUAUCGUCACUACCGGAAACCCGGAAUCGGCUAAGAACUUCGGGCGUGAGGACCAUGUAGAGCAUGGUUCUCGCUAUAAACGAGCACGGGAGUUCUGCGAUGUUGUGACUGGAUUGUGGGAUAGCUUCGCCGAUGAUGCAUUCAUCAGAGACCAAGAGAGGGGAAUAUUUUUCGACCCGGAGAAAAUGCAUGUUCUGAAUCACAAAGGCGAUGACCUGAACGUGAAAGGGCCGUUGCUGCUGACCGGGAUUGGACUCAUCUCAAGAUUUUGCCAGCUGCUCUUAUCGUCAUUGGUGACUCACUCGAGAAUGCUCAAGCCAAACGGCUCAAGUUGGACAGCCUGGUACAUUAUGACAGUGCGAUUGCAUCUUUGUUAA
Messenger RNA from Hyaloscypha bicolor E, 783 nucleotides. Its product is annotated as bacterial luciferase-like protein. The coding region runs from base 7 to 783 and encodes 258 amino acids. The record is from RefSeq and is a predicted model, not a curated record. Lineage: Eukaryota; Fungi; Ascomycota; Leotiomycetes; Helotiales; Hyaloscyphaceae. The transcript has a single exon. Gene Ontology annotation, molecular function: oxidoreductase activity, acting on paired donors, with incorporation or reduction of molecular oxygen; monooxygenase activity.